This is a messenger RNA of Triplophysa rosa, 2602 nucleotides long. RefSeq names its product B-cell receptor CD22-like. Lineage: Eukaryota; Metazoa; Chordata; Actinopteri; Cypriniformes; Nemacheilidae. The record is from RefSeq and is a predicted model, not a curated record. The transcript has 7 exons. The coding region runs from base 124 to 1182 and encodes 352 amino acids.
CACCCAGAAACAGGAAGACAAAACUAUUCAUUUUAUUUCAGCAGUGUGAAAACCACGGUCAAAACGCCUUUACAUCUUGUUCAUUUAUUUGUGCAUUGACACGCAUCACAGCACGAGGUUGCUAUGGCGACGUGUUUCACAUUAUCUCUGAUGUUUCUGCUCAUGACUGCUGAUGUUGAUGGUCAGCGGGUUUGGGGAGUGAAUUACAAUCCUUCAUAUGUUUGUGCAUUAAGAGGCUCAACAGUGAGAAUGUCCUGUAUUUAUCCUCCUGGUCAUCAGGUCACAUCAGUAUACUGGUCCAAAACAACACGUGUACCUGUUUCAGUGCCACCAAACCUGUGUUCUGACACAUAUUACAGAGAAAAGGUUCAGUGUCACACUAACAGCAUCACUUUAACACACGUGACAGAAGCUGAUAAAGGCGUCUACUACUGCACAUUUACAACAAGCCGAUACGAUAGAGAAUUUAGAGGGACUCCUGGAGUUCAGCUUGAUGUCACAGACCUCCAGGUGGAGACACAACAGAGAGUGAAAGAGAGAGAUUCAGUCACUCUUACAUGUAAAACCACCUGCAGACUGACUGAAGAAACAACAUUCAUCUGGUCCAGAAACACACAGAUAUUAACUGAACACACAGUGAAUGAGUUUCAUCUGCAGUCAGUCAGUCGUCAUGAUUCAGGACUCUAUAGAUGUGCUAUAAGAGGACAUGAACAUCUGUCCUCUCCUGGUGUUUAUCUCAGUGUUGAAUAUCCUCCAGAGAAAACCUCAGCGUCCAUCAGUUCUUCUGGUGUAAUAGUGGAGGGUGAUUCAGUGACUCUGACCUGCAGCAGUGAAUCAAAUCCACCUGUUCACAUCUACAGCUGGUUUAAAGAGAAUCAAACAUCAUCUGUUGGAUCUGGACAGACGUUCAGCAUCACUAACAUUAAUUCACGUCUCAGUGGAGGGUUUUACUGUGUGGCUCAGAAUAAACAUGGAUCUCAGAGAUCAGCUGCUGUAUCACUCACCGUUAAAGGAGUUCAGAGUUCUGCUGUAGUUUCUGGGAUUGUGGCAGGAUGUGGAGGAUUGUUCUUCAUCAUCAUCUUCAUCAUCCUGUUUAUUAAGAAGAGGAGGACUGAUAGUAGAGCAGAAUACGUCAAUCAAACACAUGUGACAAACACACAUCUUCAUCUCCACCUGCAGUAGAUUCUUCUUCAUCUCAUGAAUCCUUCAGUGCUGACGUCACAUUGAACUCUAAAUCAAAUAUUGUUUAUGAAUCAUGAUGAAGAUCUUUCUCUAUAGACGGCUGACUCGAGUGAUGAUAGAUACACAGCUCUGAAGCCUGCGUCCAGAACAUCUGCAGACAUUUUCAGCACGAUCAGAGUAAAUCUGUCAAACAGUCAUUCACAAACAUGAUUACACUCAAAUUCACAUGAAAACAAGAUCUAUUCUUCAUGUUUCUUUCACAGUCGGAUCAGUGCAGGGCUGAUGAUGGCGUCUACACGACUCUUGACCUUCAGUCCAGAUCUUCUGAAUAUGACACACUUGCAGUAAACACACAUUAAACUCUCUCUCUCUUACAGAGAGAACUCUGGUCUGACUUGAAUGAUGUUAUGUUUUUAUUCAUUACAAAAAACUUACAAUGAACAAUACUUUUCUAGUUUAAUGGUUAUAUUUAGAUUUUAAUUCAUCUGACUUGUUAACAUUUGAUGUAUAAUUUUAAAGCAGUCCUUUAAUAGACUUUUUUCUUUUGAAGCGUGUGUAGCUUUGAUGGGCCUGUGUAAAGAUGUCAUUCUAGCGAUCAGUAAGUUCAUUAAGUGGACUCAGUAGGUGCUGAUGUGUCGAGUGGAGAAUGGAUGUUGUGAUGUGUUUUAUCCACUAGAGGGCUGAUGAUCGUGUUCCAGAGAUCUAUACAGUAACACACGUCUUAAACUGUCAAACUCAGUUCCUGGAAUAUCCGCAGCUCUGCACAGUUCAGCUCCAACCAGCUCAACACACACACAUGCUUGGAAGUAUCUAGUGAUCCUGAAGAUCUGGAUGAGCUGAAUCAGGUGUUGAUGAGGGCCGGAGCUAAACUGUGCAGAGCUGCCGCCCUCCAGGAACUGAGUUUGACGCCCCUUAGUUCACCUAAAAAUAAAACUAUUGUAUUGUUGUCAUGGCAGCAUCAUUUCUGGUUGAUAACAUGUUCCUGGUGUUAAUUCCAAUGUGGAAAUUCAUCCAGCUGCUGUCUCAGAUUUAUUGUUAUAGACAUGGUCGGCACAGCUCGGAAGGUCCACAAAAACACUUUUUUAAGUCAAACAAGUUUUAUACUCUGUGAGAAAAACAGACGGUGUUGUCCCGUCCCCCUGCACCGCAACCUAGUGGACUUUCUAAAACGUUUAAUGUGAAAAACCCUUUUUCAUUCAAUGCUUUGGUGAUUUAGUAAAUUGUUUGUGAUAGUUUAUGGGACUGAUUAUAAUCUUACACUCUUUCAUAGGGUUAAUUUUGGAAUUAUAUCAUAAUAAUGCUAAAUCAUAAAUGAUUUAAAGUGGCCAAUGUAAAUUAUUAUUGCUUACAUGUCUCGUUAUUGCAAUACUGAAGUGUUAUUGGAUUAAAAUAACCCCUACACAUACUUUUGUCCUCCCCA